GAAAGGAGGUUCAGUGAAAGCUUUCGGAACAUUCGUUUUGAGGGAGAAGAGUGAAAAACCCGAGGACAUUCAUCAAUGGCGAAACAUGAAGAAUCGGCUGUCCCGAUAUUCUCGUCUCUCGAUCCUGUUUACGGCGAAGGAUCUCACCUCGCUGAAGCCCAGCGUCGUUUCGAUGUUCUGAAGGCCAAGUUCAAUGAGGUCUUCGGUGAUUCUCCCCAGGUUUUUGCUCGCUCUCCAGGGAGAGUGAAUCUGAUCGGAGAGCACAUUGACUACGAAGGAUACUCGGUGCUGCCAAUGGCCAUUAGGCAGGAUACGAUUAUAGCCAUACGCAAACGCGAGACACAAGAGGGUCAACAUCAGCUCCGGAUUGCAAAUGUUAAUGAAAAGUACUCCAUGUGCACUUAUCCCGCUGAUCCUGACCAGGAGAUUGACUUAAAGAAUCACAAAUGGGGUCAUUACUUCAUUUGUGGCUACAAAGGGUUCCAUGAAUAUGCGAAGUCAAAAGGCGUGGAUCUUGGUUCUCCAGUUGGACUUGAUGUCCUCGUCGAUGGAAUAGUUCCUACGGGUUCUGGCCUAUCAAGCUCUGCUGCAUUUGUUUGUUCAUCAACAAUUGCUAUAAUGGCUGUGUUUAGUCAGAACUUUGCGAAGAAAGAACUUGCCCAACUUACUUGUGAAUGUGAGCGACACAUCGGAACACAGUCUGGGGGAAUGGACCAGGCAAUCUCCGUAAUGGCUAAAAAUGGCUUUGCUGAGCUUAUUGACUUCAAUCCUGUUCGAGCAACUGAUGUGAAGCUCCCUGAUGGAGGGAGCUUUGUAAUAGCUCAUUCCCUGGCAGAAUCUCAAAAGGCAGUCACUGCUGCUACAAAUUACAACAACCGAGUUGUUGAAUGCCGACUUGCUUCUAUCAUAUUAGGUAUAAAACUUGGAAUGGAACCGAAGGAAGCAGUAACGAAAGUGAAGACUCUUUCUGAUGUGGAAGGAUUAUGUGUGUCAUUCGCCGGUGAUCGUGGCUCGUCUGAUCCUGUUCUUGCUGUUAAGGAAUUUUUGAAGGAAGAACCAUAUACUGCUGAGGAGAUCGAGAAAAUCAUUGAGGAGAAACUGCCAUCAGUCUUGGGCAAUGAUCCAACUUCUUUAGCUGUACUUAACGCUGCCAAGCAUUUCAAAUUGCAUCAGAGAGCUGCACACGUGUAUUCUGAAGCUCGAAGAGUACACGCUUUCAAGGACACCGUGUAUUCAACACUAAGCGAUGAAGACAAGUUAAAGAAACUCGGUGAUCUCAUGAACGAAAGCCAUUACAGCUGCAGCGUAUUAUAUGAAUGCAGUUGCCCGGAACUGGAAGAACUGGUGAAUGUAUGCAGAGAAAAUGGAGCUCUCGGGGCAAGGCUGACUGGAGCUGGAUGGGGCGGUUGCGCUGUUGCUCUUGUGAAAGAGCCCUCUGCUUCUCGGUUCAUCACCUCCGUGAAGGAGGAGUUCUAUGGGAAGAGGGUAGAGAAAGGUGUGGUGAAGGAGGAAGACAUGGAGCAGUAUCUCUUUGCCUCCAAGCCUUCAAGUGGGGCUGCCAUCUUCAAGUUUUAACUCUCUCUGUCUCUCUUUCAUCUUUCUUCUCUUUCAUCCUUCACUGCCAUCAACAAAAGGUGUAUGUACGGUCCUUCUCCUCUUGUUGACUGAUAAGGAUGUCUUUUUUUCCCCUUUUCUUUGCUCAUUUAUUUGUCUUUGGAACCCUAUUUAAGUGGAUCUUUGUGCAUUGAAUAAAACCAUAUUGAACCCGAGACCUAA
Messenger RNA from Tarenaya hassleriana, 1776 nucleotides. RefSeq names its product galactokinase. Gene Ontology annotation, molecular function: ATP binding; galactokinase activity. The coding region runs from base 76 to 1575 and encodes 499 amino acids. Lineage: Eukaryota; Viridiplantae; Streptophyta; Magnoliopsida; Brassicales; Cleomaceae. Gene Ontology annotation, biological process: carbohydrate phosphorylation; galactose metabolic process. Gene Ontology annotation, cellular component: cytosol; cytoplasm. The record is from RefSeq and is a predicted model, not a curated record. The transcript is spliced from 13 exons.